GACAGCAGCAGCAGCAGCUGACUUUCUACAUCAAGCGCCUUGGGGCCCCAGGCUUGGGAUUGAGCCGAUGGCCCACGUUCGAGAGGCGUCCCGGUCCUCCCGCUCCGUCGCCAGUUGGAGUUCGGGAGCAGGUCGAGGAGCCUGUUUGGAGCAGGAGGCAGAGAAAGCAGCGAGAAUGGAGCAGACGAUGCGGGGUACACAGGGAGCCCAGGAGAUGCAGCCGGAGCCGUGGCCGGAGCCCAAGCCCUUGUCGGAGAACUUAACAAGGAGGGGCAGUGGCAGCGAGGAGAAGGUGCUCCCUUCCAGCAGCCAGGCUGCUUGUCACUCCAGCUCGGUUUGCCCGCGCCGCAAGCCCCGCCCUCGGUCCCAGCCCAGGUCCCGCUCCCGGGGAGGGCGUGGGCUCAAGGCCCCACCCCCGCCUCCCGCCAAACCUCCGCCUCCCCCGCCAGCGCCGCCACCUCCACCCCCGCCCCCGUCGCGGCCGGUGGCCUGGCGCAAAUCCAGGCGUACGUCCAGGCCCAGACCUAGACCCCAAACACGCAAAACCUGCUCUAAUGGCCAAGGCUGUUCUGGGGAUCCAGAGGGCUCAGAGAACAGGUUGCUGGAGGUGGGGUCUGAUAAGGGUCCCACAGGCUGCCCACAUAUAGAAAGCUUAAAAGUAGCUAAAAACUGGCGGAAGAACCUGCGAAUGAUCUAUCAGCGUUUCAUUUGGAGCGGGACACCGGAGACUAGAAAACGUAAGGCAAAGUCCUGCAUAUGUCGUGUGUGUAAUACUCAUAAGAACAGACUUCACUCCUGUCUCUCCUGUGUGUAUUUUGGAUGCUUUACUGAGAAGCAUAUCCAUAUCCACGCAGAGACAAAGCAACACAAUUUAGCAGUCGACCUCUAUCAUGGCGUUAUAUAUUGCUUUAUGUGUAAGGAUUAUGUAUAUGACAGUGACAUAGAGCAGAUUGCCAAAGAAACAAAGGAGAAAAUUCUGGGACUGCUAACUUCCACCGCGGUAGAUGUUUCCUCUCAACAGAGUGUGACCUCGGAGGCUGAAGAAAAUCAAUCACCCUGUGAGUCGAAAGAUCAGGAGACCACAGUGGUAAAACCCAAGAAAAAGAGGAGGAAAAAGACAGAAUAUUAUUCCGUAGGCCUCAGAGGGUUAAUUAAUCUUGGGAACACUUGCUUUAUGAAUUGUAUUGUCCAGGCGCUUACCCAUACUCCACUACUGAAAGAUUUCUUCCUUUCUGACAAGCACAAGUGUACAAUGACAAGCCCCAGCUUAUGCUUGGUGUGUGAAAUGUGCUCGCUUUUUCAAGCGAUGUACUCGGGGAGCCAGAGUCCUCAUAUUCCGUAUAAACUGCUGCACCUGAUCUGGAUUCACGCUGAACAUCUAGCUGGGUACAGACAGCAGGAUGCCCAUGAGUUUCUUAUUGCAAUGUUAGACGUGCUGCAUAGACACAGCAAAGAUGAUAGCGUCGAGCAGGAAGGUAACGCCAACUGCUGUAAUUGCAUCAUAGAUCAAAUCUUUACAGGUGGCUUGCAGUCAGAUUUAACAUGUCAAGUUUGUCAUGGUGUCUCUACAACUAUCGACCCAUGUUGGGACAUCAGUUUGGAUUUGCCUGGCUCUUAUACCUCAGAGAGGGCUAGUAGCACAGCGAGUAGGAAUGGCCCCAAACCAGGAGUUCCCUCUCUUACAGAUUGCCUACAGUGGUUUACAAGGCAAGAGGACCUGGGAAGCAGUGCCAAAAUCAAAUGUAGUCACUGCCAAAGCUACCAGGAAUCUACCAAACAGCUUACAAUGAAGAAAUUACCGAUCGUGGCCUGUUUUCAUCUGAAACGAUUUGAACAUUUAGGCAAACAGAGACGCAAGAUUAAUACUUUUAUCUCAUUUCCUUUGGAGCUGGACAUGACACCCUUUCUGGCUUCUACUAAAGAAAGCAUAAUGAAAGGCCAGCCAUUAGCAGAGUCUGUGCCCAGUGAGAAUAAGUAUUCUUUGUUUGCAGUGAUUAACCACCAUGGAACUCUGGAAAGUGGCCAUUAUACCAGCUUCAUACGUCAGCAGAAAGACGAGUGGUUUAGCUGUAAUGAUGCCGUUGUCACCAAGGCCACAAUGGAAGAGUUACUCUAUAGUGAAGGGUAUUUACUGUUCUAUCAGAGGCAGGAUAUAGAGAAAGAAUGAUCUCAUCCAGAAUGCUUUUCAGAAAAACUAAGAGCAAGAAUCCUGCAGCGAUAGACAAGCCUACCUGGAAUGGACAAUUGGAAUGCUUUCACAACAGCAAGCACCUCUAAAAGAAACACACAAAUCUACCUGGAGUAGACAGUGACCAUAACACCUAUAUGACAAGUAACACUUUGGCGUAAAGGAACUAUUUUACCCUGUUCCAUAGGUCUAUGGAAAGAAACCGUUGAGCAGUGACCAUUUCGCCUUAAGAACUGGGAGGAGGGGAGGAAAGGUUGAAAGGGGUCACAAAGCAGAUUAAAUGAAGUCUCGAGGUGGAGGGAGGUGCAGAUAAUCUGAAAUUUUUAUGUGCUUCUUGUUUCUUCAAAGAUAAUGUGUUAAGUGUGGGGGUGUCUUUUAGAAAAGGGGUUUUUAAUUGAUUGUAGUUCUAGUUAUGAAUGCACAAAUAGUCUGAAAAACCAAAUAUUUUAAAGAAAAACUUUAAAGCUUUAAAAGAGAAACGUUAAAAACACUUUUGAGAGU
This is a messenger RNA of Microtus oregoni (creeping vole), 2689 nucleotides long. RefSeq names its product ubiquitin specific peptidase 51 (gene Usp51). Bases 68 to 2167 code for a protein of 699 amino acids. Lineage: Eukaryota; Metazoa; Chordata; Mammalia; Rodentia; Cricetidae. Gene Ontology annotation, molecular function: cysteine-type deubiquitinase activity; zinc ion binding. The transcript is spliced from 2 exons. The record is from RefSeq and is a predicted model, not a curated record. Gene Ontology annotation, biological process: protein deubiquitination.